Marmota monax (woodchuck) is the source of this 28921-nucleotide messenger RNA. RefSeq lists its product as uncharacterized. The record is from RefSeq and is a predicted model, not a curated record. The transcript has 2 exons. Lineage: Eukaryota; Metazoa; Chordata; Mammalia; Rodentia; Sciuridae. Bases 27838 to 28833 code for a protein of 331 amino acids.
AAGGAAGGGGGCAGGGGAUAAUUAAUGAUGGUUGAAUGUGAUGAUCAUUAUUAGCCAAAGUACAUGUAUGAAGAUACAAAUUGGUAUGACUAUACUGUGUAUACAACCAGAGAUAUGAAAAAUUGAGCUUUAUAUAUGUACUAAGAAUUGUAAUGCAUUCCGACGUUAUAUAUAAAUAAAAAUAAAUAAAAAAGCUUGAAGUAGAAAAAGUCGUGUUAAGGCCUACAGAGGUAACAUACCUGCCCUUUUUACUUCAUUACAUUUUCUCAAAAAUGUACUGCAGACAGAAAGGGCUCAGCGAGCACUUGGUGAAGGAAGAGGAAUUGGAUGUUUGCUUUAAAUAAAACCAGUAUAGUUUCAAAUUUUCCUUGCUUAAAAUUUGAGUAUAUCGGAGUGUAAAACUUGUAGAAUCUCCACAAGAAUAUCAUUAGGAAAUGAACACCUCAAGCUCUGAUUUGAUUAAAACCAUGAGAUGCUCAGAACCUAGAUAGGAUUCCUCACAGUUCUUCAUCAUUUUAGAUACUUAAGUAUAAAUUACAGUAUAUUAAUUUAAAGCACAGUUCCUGAGAUUUAUGACUUCAAAGUUGAAACAUAUGGCUUUGUAAUAUUUGUUUAGAUACUGAAAUUAGUUGGACUCCCUAAAAAAAUUCUGGAAGAAAAACUAACUUACAAAUGUGUUUAUUACAUUGAAGAUGGGGCCAAAUUGAAUCAGGAGCAUAAAUUUGAUGCUUUAUAACAAUGUGUUAUAUCCUGGCAAAAUUAAAGAAUUUCAUUGGUAUACAUAAACUCAGCAGAGAAAUGAAUAAUAAUCAGUGUUUAUGAAUUAUAAUUAAUGGAUAUAUGUGAAUGAUAUAAAAAUCUAUAAGAUAUUUGUCUUCAUUUUACUCUACUUAGGGCCAAUUCUUUAAGUGUAACUUUGGUAGAAGAAUCUUUGAGUUUAAAUUAGGUUUUCGUUUGAAUGGAAUACUGUAGUAGUAAGUGAUUUUUGAAAGUUCUUGGCUGAUUUAACCUUUCAAAAUAGCCUGAGGCAUUUUGUUUGGGAUCAAAACUACCAGCAUUCUCCAAAUAAGGAGUUAACGUUCAGGAGUAAUAAUAGGAUUUGAAAACAUAAACUUGGCACCAAAGAGGUCCCUUAUCGACAGCAUAAAGGUUCAGGGUUCUCGGUGGACUUUGCUUUCAGAGUCUACAGACUGUCGUGUUUAGGCUCACAAAGGUAACAUGCCUGCCCUUUUGCCUUCCUACCUCUGGUGGAAACAGCUCACCUGGUAGCUGAUACGUGAGGCACACAGUUGUAUGCGGACACCAGGGCUGCAGUCUUGCAGGCCAGGUCGGAGUCCCCCAUCUGUUGUGCUGCAUUUGACUUGUAGCACUUGUUUCCUAUUGGUGAAUGAGUGAGUGUCUUUCUUUGGAUUAUUGCAGAAGCAGGUUAAUUAUCACACACUUUGGAGCAUUGCUAUUGGAACUGGAAUUCUGAAUACACAAAAACAUGUUUCUUCAGAUCAUGUAUUUGGUAUGGCUCAGUGCUGUACUUUCUUGACUUGGUUUGCAUCUAUAGGAGAAGAGUGAAAUUGCUGUUUUAACUUCAUUACCUUCAUUAGUGAUAUUGUUAUAUUUGACUAUAAAAAAUAAAUGUGCCAUAAUCCCAGGAGGUGAAUAAAAUACUGCUCUAGCUUUAUGGACCCAACUUGAAAUUAAAUUAUCAUUAUUAUUCCCAACAGCCAGCAGGAUAAAAGGGACAUCUUUCCAUUUAAAAUAGGAUUGUGACUGUGGAAUUAUGUAUAUUUUCAUUUUUCUGGGAUAAAAAAUGGCUUCCGAUAUUUUAUAAUUUAGUGUCAUGUUAGAAAUUUCAUUUCAUGAUCAUUUGUUCAUUCACAUGUAUUUUUAUUUUUAGCUCUAAGCGAAAGACAUGAGGCCUCAGCCUGAAAUGAGGUGUGGUUUUGAGGUCAUCCGAUUUCUGGCUAGAAGUGUGCGGUCGCCUCGUCCUGAAACCACUCCACACAGAAUGGUUUGCAAUUUUUUUUGGUGAUGGCAUGUUCAGAAUCUUGGAUCCUUAAGUUGACCAUAUUGGAAAUACUUAGGAACCUUGGAAGUUAAUGUUGUUUUUGAAUCUAUAAAUGACUUACUAGGUGAAUUAGUAGAUUUAAUAAAAAUAUAUAAAAGAAGUUCGUUCCUGUAAGUCGGCCUGAUGUCUCAUACUCUGGAGAUAGUGGUCUUUUCUCAGCCUGGGGCGUCAUGGGCCUCCUGUUUUCCCAGGCAGUUUAUGGCAUUCCUCACACAACUGUUGGGUUAGCUUGUUUUCUUUUGCAUCUAUCUGCCUUGCAGCAGGAAGUUACUUAGAUCAGAGAUAAUUAUUGAUAAAGGAUAAAAAAGAGAAAAAAGAAGUGAAAUGACAAUCCUAAAAGUAGUAAUCAUAAAAUUUAAACCUGAAAUUGUCCCAGAAUGGUCAAGAAUACACAGAUGUAUCCAAGUUAUUCACAGAAACAUUUCUGGCAGAUGCUGCCAAUUUGCAAUAUUAGCAUCGCGUAACGAGGAGGGAAAAGAGCUAUGGUUUUUCACCUCCUCCCUUUCACUUGUCAGGUGAAUGAAUUAGUAGAAAGCAAAGUGGCUGAAAGGUAGGCAAUGUAAGUUCAAAGGAAAAAGAAAAACAACUGAAUCUUCAGGGAGGAUUAGUCCCCCUUAAGGCUUCCUUUCAGGGACCCAUGGAACACAUUUCCUGUUUCCAGCUGUGGACCCAGGUGUGGACACGGGUAUUCUUGGGGCAGAUGGAGAACUGUUGCUGGGUGCCAUUCUUGGUGGUUGUCUUUUACCAACUUCUCCUAUUCCUGCUGGGAUUAAAGGACUCUGGGAAUGUUCUGGAACAGUAACUUUGUCAGGUUUUCUUAAGAUUUCUUUUAGAAGGCUUUUAGAAGCUAAAGGGCUUAUCCAUUACUGUUCCCCUCCCCGCCUUUGUUUUGCUUUGUUAUAAGGAAAAUUGACUGAUGUAUAUUUAAUAGAAGGUACAUUGAGAACAUUAGUUUUUUUUAAAAGCCACAUUACGUUUUAAUAUAAAACAACUGGCAUUUUAAAAUCUCUUCAUCUGUGAUACUUUUGUCAAUCGAGGUGUUUCCUCUUAGUCAAUUCUAGCCACACUAUUGACUGGGCUUCGGCAUUUGAUAUACUUGGAAAGAAUUAGCCAGGCUAGAAAAUCAUGGUCCCCACUGGAAUGAAUAUUUUAAAAACCUUCUUAAAUUCUGAAAACUGUGACUACAGAUGAAAGAGACCCAAGAGGGUGAAAAAAUUAAGAGCCUGACAAUAAAGAGUGUGGGUAGGGCCAGGGUAGAUUUUGUGGAGGUGACCUAGAGUGCACUGGAGGAGGAGGUCUUGUGGCGAGGUGGGGCUGGGGUGGCGGGGGCAGGGGCCAUCCUCUGUUCUUCAGGUAGCUCCACUAGUGUGCUGCAGUAUUGUAAGGAUAGUGAUAUGGAAAUAAACAGGUGCAUUACCUAACAGUGAGUUUGAUUUUGUUCUGGUGUGUUCCAAAUAGUGAUGUGACUCAAAAGAUUAGCUUAACUUCAAGUAAAUAUCAUAAAUAUUAAAGAAAAUGUUUCUAGUUAAGUUCCUGUUGUACAACUUAAUAAAAUAGACAACUAAGCAUAGAGGAGAACGAAGCCAUGUAAAUAGUUGUGGUUGAUGGUUGCUUCCUAGAAACUUAAUAAAACAUUCAGUUUUAUGAUUCACAUUUUAGUAUUCAGAUUUUAGGUUGACCUCAUUGUGCUAUGGGAGUAGUAUAGUUGUCCAUGGAAGUCCGCUUCCUGGUCACUGCCCUCCACAGCUUGCACAUUCCUUGGCAGUUCAGAGAUCUGACUCCGUUUGCCCAAGGACAAACAAAACUCUACUAUGUGCGUAGGAAGCUAGAGAAAGUGAGCAGAAGCAAUGGCCCUGUGCAUUGGAAGUGUUAGACCAGCUCCUCCUGGAAAUCUGAAAGCAUGACUCCUGUUUUAGUCAGUCUUUUCUCCUCUGUGACCAAAAGACAUGAAAAAAACAAUUCUAGAGAGGGAAGGAUUUAUUUGGUAAUCACAGUUUCAGAGGUCUCAGUCCAUAGAUGGCCAGCUGUUAGCCAGAGGUGAGGCAGAACAUCAAGGUGGAAGGGCCUGGUGAGGAAGGCAGCUCAGGACAUGAUAAUCAGGGUGACUUACCAGGGACAAAGUAUAAACCCCAAAGGCAUGCCCCCUGUGACUCCCCUCAGCCAGCCACACCCUACCUGCCUACAGUUCCCACCCAGUGAGUCCAGUCAGGUGGAUCAGUGCCUGAUCAGGGUAAGGCUCUCACAACCCAGUCAUUCCACCUCUCAGUUUCCUGAACUCUGGGGGACACCUCGCAUCCUAAUCUUGGCUCUUUUCCCUGAGACUGCAGCACGGACAUGGCAUUUUGUGUGGUUCCUGUCCAUGCAGGACAUACCUUUGACUGCCUGUCAGGAAGCCCUGAUCUGAAAGAUUGUCCUCCCUUUACUUCUGCCCUUGCUUCAAUUUUGCUCUCUCCCACUGUCAGUAGUUCUCUGUCACCUUGGAGUGGGAUGUCUACCCUGGAAGGAUGUCGAUUGCCUCUCCAAACAGCUCCUGCUCUGAGUUGAGAACUUCAUAAAGAAAUAGACCAGAACUCUGCAGAGGCUGCCCCCAUUUAGGCAUGUACAAACUAGAGCCCAAGGCUUAUACAUAGUGAUGCCUCUUGCUGGAGAAGGUUUUGUUUCACGAUAAGUGAAAUAUUGUUUUUAAAAUGAGCAUGCUUUUUUUCCCUAAAAAUUCUGGUUAUUAUGAAUUCUUUCUCCCUAAGUGUGAAUUUUUCUCAUAUCUUGGGUGUAAAAUGUGUACUUGAAGCUAUAAUAGUUGCUAGAAAUUUGAGAUUCAUUGUUUUGUGACUUUUAAAUUUGCAGCACAUUUUCAGGAAAAUAGUCAAGGUUUCCAGAUUCCAUUUUAUUCCUUUCAGAUUUUGUGAAUGUCUGAUUAUCUCUGAAUUUUAUUAAUUCAUUUAUAAGUUUAGGAAAGACUAUCUUCAGUUAGAAAAGUAUUUCAACACAAAGGUCCAUUUGAACGGCUCCACAGUGAAAUCACAGACCAUCUGCUUGGUAUGUCAUUCACGGGACUUUCCUGCAAAAUUCAGCUUCACUCAGAAGGUCAUCCUUGGAAAACGAAGAAGUCUGAAGAGUCUCUGCUCUUGGGACUAAGUGAACAGAAGGGCGUGUGUCCUCAGGGUAACAGUGCAACAUAUCCUGGAAGCAUCUUGGACCGCAUCGCUGUUGGUACCUGAGGCAAGACUUGACCUUCGUUUACGAAUUGGACCUACAAGGUGUAAGCUGAUCUAUAUAACAUAGAUUUAAUGUACGCAAAAUACAACCUUCACCCCAAAACAUUUCUGUCAGUACAGUCUGUUGUUAAUAACCCACACUGGUAGAGGGGAGCCUGGAUCAGACAACUUAACUGAAGUCAGACAACAUUCAGGAUUUGAAGGUAUUUUUGUAGUUCAUUUUAGCAUACAGUGUUUGGGAUUCUACACAUGUGCCUUACAAUUUUCUGUCCCCAGAGAGAGGGACCUGAGAGAGGAGCUCGAAUUGAUCCAUGCUUCAGAUACCCAUUUUACUGGGGAGAAAACAUCAAGCACAAGAUUCUAAAAUUGGGUGGAGUCCUGUGACAUUUCUCCUGCUUACACUUUCCAAGUAAAUUUAUUACAUUUACUUCUAGCUUUUCAGAAUGAUGCCCAGUUUUAGUCACUGCCUUAAGACCAUCCAGGUCAGUCUUCCCUCCUGUGGUCAGGUGUUAUUCUGCUGAAGAUGAGAGUUUUCAGCUGUUUCAUUGUGAGAAUGCGCCUACUGCCUUUUAUUCUACCUCCCUUCCUAUGGGGAGUAGACUUGUUCUAGUCAUAGGUGUCUUUAGCCUCUAAGGUUUGCCUGUAAUAAUUCAUGGAUUCUAAAUGUGGCCUUUUGGUUGUGCUGUUGAGGUGGUCUCUACGGGACAAUUGCUCUUCUCUGGGCAUGGCUCGGGGUGGUUUCCAGCCUUUCCUUCCAACCACUGCAUUCUCCUCAGGCUAGGAGUGGGUCUUAGCACGCCCCAGGGGUGGGAGGAUGCAGAGCGACUCUGGAAGCUGGCUAGCUCCUCCAUCAGUUAAGGAGAUAGCUGAAGAAAGCCACCUGUUUACCUCAGGUGCUAUUAAAAACACAUGUGCAGAGAAGGCCACGGUUUUAGGCCCACAUGAACCCACAUUGAAUUUGCAUUGUCUGUUCAGGUGUGUCUUACUUUAAAACAAUUACAAUAAUAACAACCCUUUAAAAAAAAUUUCACAUACCACUGAUUAAGAUACUGAAUUUUUUCUUGUAGUUUUCAGAAACAUUGCAGAUGUGUUUUGUGUAAGAGAAUAUAUUGUAUAUAAUAAUUUUCUGACUCUUGCUCUAAUAAAAAUUAAGUUGUCUAAUUAUUCAAAACCUAAUAGUUUUACUUUUGAGAAAAUUUUAAAGCAUGACUAUUUUUACUUUUCAUUCUCAGAAGCUUGUAUGUGUGGUGUGCAUGCGUCACAUAAUCACACCCCUCUUUUCUCCAGUGAGAGUCUCUGAACUGUUCUGAGCACUGUAUAGUAGGGGGACCCCAAGGCAUAUCAGGCUUUUCUGUGUGAGUAGCAGAAACUUUGUUCUAAUGAAGUAGCUUGUACUUGAGUUUUAAUAAGGACCUUUUUUGUUUAAAAUAUGCACACGAAGUAAAGGAAAGGAAAUGGACAAAAACAUCUACAAAUAAGUCAAUCUAAAUCAGGGUCUGGAGCUAGUCUCCCUAAAGUUAACAGUGCUAGUGAGUCAGUAGGCAUGGCAGGGACGGGGGUGGGGAUGGGGGCUUCCUUCUGGAAUCAGCAGCGGUGUGGGCAGUGUGUUCGCUGUGUGCUGUGUCUGAAGCCAACGUCAGGAGACCUUGGCUACUGAAAGUUCACCCCGUAGCUCUGGCAUAAUUGGUGGUGGUGGUGGUGGUGGAGUGUCCCUUUGCAGUAAAACAGGGACACGGUAGGGACUUCAGAUGUUAUUUUCAAUAGAAAAAUUCCUUUGUACUUUAUGCCCUUUUCUUAGCUAUAUGUCCUCAUUUUGUAAAAUUAAGUUUAUAGUCCUGAGUUCUCUAAAGGUACUUUUAAAUUAUUUUAUUGGUCUGUAAAGUCAAAAAGCUGAGCACAACUCUUUUCUUGGAACUAUAAAUAUUAGCAUGUUGAAGUCUUGGUUCUCCUCAAGGACCUAUUAAUUUUUGUUUACCCCAUAACCCAUACUCAUAGGACACUAGUUAGAGAGUCUGAGAACAGUUUGUCAAGACAAUUACUUCAGCCCUGCUGUAUAUUGGGAGUCAUGGUUUUAAAAAUCUGACAUGGUAGCCGUUAAAAGGACAACUAGCACUAUUCUGUUUCUGUCAACUCUUGUCCAGAGACUUCCUAUAAAUCUCUCAGAUUACCAGUAUUUAUGCAAAUAUGCACUACAAUACAGACUUCUAGGAAAUCACUUAUACUACCUUGCUGAUAAUUUUCUGACCUGCAAAAUAGCCAUCAACCUAUAAAAAAGUUGUACAACAAUCAAUGACCAAAAAUGAUGCAGUGGUUAUAAUUUGUAUCAUUUUUAUUUCUGCUCAUCUAUAAUACCAAGUUUAAGACUAACUCUAGAUAUCAUUGUCUUGUGUGACUAGACCACUUGUAUCACUUAGCUUAAAGAGCUGGGCAAAAAGCCUCUGAAGGGAGGAGAUGUCAGGGAUGAAUCUGUGAUAGGUUCGAGUGAUGUGGUCACCUUCAUCUUCCCCAUGGAAAGACAUUUUCUAGAAAUAUUUAAAUAAUAACCAGUUUUCAUAUCUUGUCCACUUAGGGCAAGCCAGUGCUUAUAUGAUUUGUCAUUGUUCUUAUAUAUGAUUUGUCAAGGAGUGAAGACAUUGGGAUUUUUUUCCUUGGGUUUCUCAAGAGUAGGGUUGGUGUCCUUCCUAAGUGCUUGUGGGCAGGACAUUGAAAGGAAGUCUGUGGUCCCUAGUCUGGUGUACCUCCCUUUCCUCUGGGAUGUUGCUCAGUAGGGACAGCUUGCCCUAUUCUUUGCUGUUUCCUUAGAGACUUCUUAGGAGUCCCAACAGUGGAUUAUUAAACCCUGGACUAUGGGUAAUUGGGCAGAAGCCUGCUUCCUGUGUUCACUGGGACUUGAGAGUAAGAAUGAAAUUGCUAAAUAAGAUGAAAUUGGCUGGAGGGUAUUUGAAACUCCAUGUGCAGGUGACUCCCCAUCCUUUCUUAUGGGUGGAGGAAUAUCUGUGGGGGCUUUUGAGUGUCACAAUACUUGAAGGCAGAGUUUGCCAUUAAAAUUGGAUUUGGAUGAAAUAUUUUGAAAUUUCUCAAUUUUGCAGCAGAGGAAGAUGAUAAAUUGAUACAUAUUGACAUAGCCAGAAACGAUGAUCCUUGUGGAGUCUGGGAAGAGGUUCUGCUGGGUCUUGAUGACACAGCUAUAAGCAGGCGUCUCAGUCUUUUCUCCUUCCAAUAUCUCUGUCUUGUUCCAAAGCAAAUUGUAUUUUUGGUUAAAUGACCUCUGAGGUUUCCCCUAGAAAUUGGGUUUUCCUUUAGCUCUUGAUUGGUUCUCAGUGGCCUGGUAGGCACCGUGUCAGCUUAGAAAUUCAUGUCACAGAAUGGAUUAUUAUGCAAUUUUAAGAGCCCCAUUUGUGGAGUCUUCUGGAGCAUAUUAAAAUAUUGAAGACAUUGUAGGAUGGUUUUUCUGCUUUGAGAAAUGAGAAAGUACUUAAUGACUGGGCCCAGUGUAGGCUUAAAGUGCAACUCUGGGCUUGCUUGGGCUACAUCCCCAGUUCCUGUUUGGCCUGAUUCAACAGGUCUCUGGCUGAGUGGCAAGACAGAAUUUCUGAGCAGUUCAAUUUCUUGAUGAUCUACAAAGUUUAAGGCAGCUAUUGGAGCAUUGCUUUAUUUCCCGUACAUAUAUAUAUAUUUUUAAAUAAAAACGUUUCUCCAGAAUAUUACUAAACAUUUUCUCCCUUCGAUCUCUCAAUAACUGUUUUCCCAAAGUACAGAUGAAUUCUUUUUCUUGUAAAGGUGAUCUGCUUUGUACAGUUUUCAAAUGAUGUGGAAAAAUAAAAAGAACUAAGUUUACUGCCUCACUACUGUUACUACUCCAGUCCUCACCAUUGUACACUGCUUUGCUGUCAGUGGCUUGCGGUGCACAUUGUCCAUGCUAACAGCAUCCUUUCAAUGGCUGUGCUGUGUGGAUGGUACAACUCCCUAUUGCUGGAAAUUAAGUGGUUUACAAUUUCUGUUAUUUGGGUUCUUUCCAGUUUUUGAGUCUUAAAAACUCAGUUUCAAUGACUAUCCUUCUGUAUAAUUUCUACACUCACCCAAUUAUCUCCUUGGUAUAAAUUAUAGACUCUUCAAAAAUUGGGAUGUCUAUAUCUGAGAUGCACAAUACUGGGAAUUAGUUCUGUGAGGUGAUGUCUUUGAGCAUUUUGUGUGUGUGCUCAAAUCACUCAAGCAGCAGCCUCUCCCUUCAGGUCUACAUGGUAUAUUGCAGGAUGGGUGUGGAGGAUGGAUGGCAGCCUUUCCUGCACCACUUGCCCCAGUACUUGUUGCAGAUAAAGGUCAUCUGCAGCCAGGUAUUAGGUACUGACUCCAAGACUAAUGACCAAGAUUUAGAGUCUAAAAUGAUGAGUGCGAGUCAUAGGAAACAGAAAACAGAACUUUCUGGCUUCCUCCCAUGAAACUACUUUGAUUCCCAAUUCUACUUGUCUAAUUAGGCAGAUCAAAGAGACACGUAUUUUGGAGAAGUGGAAGUUCUGGUGCAUUUCUCAGUCUAGCCAGUCUUAACAGAGGGCCAGAUGUAAACGUCAAUUCAUUCUCGUUGCAUGAGGGAAGAUACCUUCUGGAAGGUGUCUGAUUGGAUCUGCACACUUAGGGUUGCUUGGUGUCUUCUACCCUUGUGUUUGCCUCAGCCACUCUUGGGUCUUAAGAUCUCUGGAUGGUUUCUAGACUAAAUCGCUGGCCACUGAAAGUGAGUAGAACCCAAAGCCUUGUAAGGACUCCAUGUCCCACUGUGGAAGGCUUGGCUUCAGUUGAAGUCAGUAAUUCUAUUCUCCAUAAAAAUGAGCUCCACUUGAAAACUAGCUAUACCCAUUCCUCCUCCACCCUGCCCCCUCCACCCUCCUCCCCCCCCCCCCCCCCCACUGCCUUUACAUUUGUUGCUCACAAGCCUUGCUCCCUGGUGUCCCUUGUACCUCUGAAAUGCUGAAACGUCCUCAGAGAAACAUUCUCUGACCAACCCAUGUGAGGUAGCACCUCUGGCACUAUCUCUGUUUCCUUGUAGCUGUCACAACCUGGUCACAACCUGACAUACAUUUGUCCUCUGCACUAAAAUAUAAGCUCAGAGAAGGCAGGUUCUUUUUUUAGUUUGUGGCUAUUUCCUCAAGACCUAGAGAAAUCCCUGAUGUUACUCAUUGAGUCUCUAUUACUUGACUACGGAUCAAGUCCAAUGCCUCCAGCCGAAGAAUUGUGAAGAAACUUGAGAUUUUAGAGGAUCUGGAUUUGCAGGAGAGCAGCACCUACCUCUGGCCAGGGAGGGGCUGCCCUGUCCAUCAGUGCCAGGCCUCCCUCUCUGUCCUCUGUCUGAAGCCAGAGCCUAAAAUUCCCCAUUUGGAUGUUAACAUGUGAUGGUGAGGAACAUUGUGUAAGCAUUUCUGGGGACUGGUCCAGUUGACAUUUGUGGAGUAACAGCCACGGUGCUGGGCAUUAUGUGGGGAACCAGCGUCACAGAAGUCGCCUGGUCAGAGUUGCCAAGCUGAUGCCUCCUUGAAGUGAGAAUGUAGGGGACAGGAUUGCCCAGCUGCAACCCCCAGGCCAGACACAGGAGCUCUGAGGGAGGGAAGCUGUGUUCAUUGGGACAGAGUCAUGUGGAGCCUGGCUGCUUGUGGGGAGGCAUCAGCCUGGGUUGUGCUCCUGAUCUUGGGUAGAGGAGGGCAGAGAAAGGAGAAGUGAACCCACCUAAGGGUGCUUGGGAGCCCCCAGAGCUCUGAAAGGAGGAGGGAACUCAGCCCCACUAGUAAGAUCUCAUGAUUCCUCGUUCUACUGUAGACCUCUGUAGUCUCAAUUCAGAACUUAAUGUAUAUUUGUGGGGAAUAGUCCAGAAAGUUCCAAGACCCAGAAAGCCUAUUGAAAACCAACUUUUAAAACAACAAAAUUUGUAUUUUUUAUCUUUUUCCCUCCCUUUUGUAAGAUGAGAGACAAAAGAAGAGACAGAAUAGCUCCUGUUUCUCUAAGAAUAUGAAUAGACUAAAAGGAAACAGGAUUCCUAAGGGGAUCUCACUUAUGCAAGCAAUACAUUAUUCAAAAAUAAAUUCUUCAAAUACUCCAAAGAGGUCCCUUGAACUUUUCUGUAAGGAAUGAAUAUUUAAUUGAAAACAGAAGCAUAGUGCAAACAUGCAUGAACAUGCUAUCCUAACCUAUGGAGACAGCUUUCCGGCCUAGUUCUGAUGAGAUUUGAUUUCUGUCCUAGCUGAAAUUACCAAAAUGUCGUGCUACAGUGUGCUGACACAGAAGGUUCUGAGCAAGAUGCACACACGACAUUAGUAGCAUCAGGAAAAACCCUGAUGACAGUAGGACCUCACGGUUAUGCUGUCCAUUGGGUCCUAUCGCUUAUGCACCAGCUCUUAGAAAUCAUGCUACAGGGAUUGACAGAUUCCUCCUGCCCAGUCUUCACAUUGUCACCUGGGAAUUUAGUUCAGUUGCAGAUUCUGAUUUGGUCAUUCCUCCUUUAACCCCCUUGAAGGGAAGCCCCACUGCUGCUCCACCGGCUGUGUGGCAGUGGUGGCAAGUCCCAGCUUGCCAAGGCCUUGGGCAUGCAUAGAUUUCAUGGAAACUUUGAGACUGCCCUGGGAGUUGGGCAGUGCUGGUGUGACCUACUUUUACCCAUUACAAAAUCAGCGAGGCAGAUGGCCAGAGUGUGUGCUAGGAUCCAGAGUUCGACUCGUGGAGUGCUUACGUUGAACAAGUUCUGACCUGGUUGUUGCAUCAUGGGGCAGGGGUGAAACUAAAAUGGUAGUUUUGGAAAAGCAAAGGGAAAAUACAGAAAUAUUCUAUUAUUAGAAUUGUGUCUUUUGAGGUUUUAAAAGUAAGAGCUAGUGGGCUAAGGACUUGUAAAGUUUGCACGGGAGUUUUAGACUUGCCAUUUUUAGGCAACAGGACAAAGGCACAAGCUGAGCGUCCUACUCGUGGCAAACUUCAAAGAUGGUCUUUGGGGAAAUCUGGUUCCACUUGAGCAUAGGCAGCCUUCCCCCUUCCAGAUGGAAACAACCUGAGAGCUCCGUAGUGUUGGUGGAUGGAGCGCCAUGCUGUCAGAUGACCCAGAGGACAUGCAGAUUACCUGCAGGUGGGCUCAGCCUCAGAAUUGGCAGAUCAGCAAGGUUUUAAUGUGAAGUCUGGGUGAUGUUCAGUGAGGUCUUGUGCGUAUUCUUCAUAUGGUAUGUGCUGAGAAAUAGCUUAAUGUUAUGAAACAAGGAACCACAAGGAAUCAAAGACUGGCUUGGACAUGAAGGGUGGUGCUGUGGACUGGUCCCUGCUGUCCUGACUUUUGGCUCUUGUGUAGAUAUUUUCCCUCAUUUGUACCUUAGCUUUAUCAUAGUUUUUAACAUUCAGAAAAUUUUGCAAUUUUAUUUAGACCAAAAAUUUAAGCUUUUAUUUUGUGCUUGUUUCUGCUUUUAUGUCUAAAAACGUUUUCCCAUUCCUGAAAUAAAAUGACUACUUAAAUUUAUUUUUAAUUGUAGACUUAAUUGGAAGACAGUGGAAUUCUAGUUGGCAGCAAGUGUUUGGAGAAAAAAUACACCCCUUAAUUAAAUCUGGUAGAGUCUUAACCAGAUUGUAUAUCAGAAUCACCUGUCUGUCUGAGCUUUGAAAAAUUCCCAGUGCCAGGGUCACAUCACAGAUCCACUGGAUAAAAUUGUUUUGUAAAAAUACCUUACACAAGUCUACAGGUUUACAAAGGGUCCAGUUGUAGAUGAUUUUUUUUUUCUGUUAUUGCUUGAUUUACACACUAGCUUUUGUUAGUAUAAUGGGUAUGUUUGUUCAUAGUCAUUACCAUUUGUUAACAAUGAAAAUUAGAGCACUGUUCUCACUUCCAUGUGGGAGAGAUUCCAAAACUGUGCACCCAGGAAUGGGGGUGCUCCCUGCAAAAUUAUGCUGUUCUCCAAAAGUACCAGUCUCACAGAUGGCAUCCUUUGAUGUGCCUGUGCUUAUUUCUGAGUUCUAUAGUUGAGUCUUAUUUCUGUCUUAUGUGCUACUACACUGUAGCAAGAAGCUUUAAAAAAAACAACCAAAAUUUAGAAUAUAUAGUGUAUUUAUUAAUGCUUUAUAUUUGUAUAAUAUUUUAUACCAAAAAUCAUUGCUCUUUGUUGCAAACAGUAGUGUCUCUUGUGAAUUGGCAUAUGGAACUAGCCGGUUGAUUUUUGCAACUUGGGAAAAGAAAGAUAAAAAAUUGUCAUUUAUAUCUCUGUACAAAUCCAACUGUGUUCAUCAGUUAAGACUGAAAGCACAUUUUCUAGUUUUCUGGCCUGGGGUUUCAGAUGUGCUCAUUCAAGACUGUAUAAGGCAGUUUGCCUGUGAACCAGCUGAUUCAUUUGAGUGUCAGCUUGGUAAGCAGCAUUCUUUCCUGAAGGAGCAGCCAGUGGUCUAUAACAGGCAAGAAGGAAGUACGGGCAGACCUUGACUUUGGGCAUGUAACAUAGAUGUCCCUGAACCUCAGAAAUGAUGAAGUUGAUGACGACAGUGACAACUGGCCUCCUCUUCAGGCUGUGGGGGAGUUUACAUCUGGAGUGUUUUCCUUUCGUCCCCCACCCUGCCCAAGGCAGAUGACUUGAGUGGGGUGUUUCAGUGUGAGGAAGGUGGACAGAGGGUUCCUAAAAGAGGUUCUUUUCUGUUUUUUAGGUCCUCUGAUCAGUCUGGGAGAGUUGUUAUAUACACCCCAAACACAGAUAAUACAAAGAUCCUGACUUACAAAGUGCUAAAUUUUGUGUCACAAAUGAGAAAUUUAUUACUUAUAUGAAAAUGUAAAAUGAGAGAGGCAUUGCUUGAAAUAGUUAUUACAGUAUUUUUAUAUCAUUUUCAUGUGAAAAGUACUUAAACCCAGAUUUGAGUGCAUUUUUGAUAAUUUCAAAAAGAAGAAAAGGGCCAUGUUGCCCAAAACAUAAGUAUGGUAGCUGAGUGGCUGAGUCUGAGGAAGGGACUGAGCUCUGGCUAUGCAAGACACAACCCGCUAUAGACUUGGCCAUGCAAGACACAACUCAGAGCAGUUUUCCUGGCCAUCUUUGUUUGGAGGGCAGUAUCCGAGGGUAUGACUUGAGCUGAGAGCUGGACUGGAAUGCUGAAUGGCAGGAUAUGCCGCGGGGUCCACUAACUCAGCAUUCCAGGGCCAGCCAGACUCCCCUCAACCCCAAGCCUGGGGCCUGUUGCUCAAGGUCUCCCUGCCCCUCAUUGCCCCCUGCAGGUUGAAGCACUUGCUGGCUGGGUUGUGUGGUCUUUCACACCCCCUUCAGUUCUGGCAUUCUAUGAUGAAAAGCCUAUUUAUUGAUUAUUGUGGACCAGAAAAAUCCAGAGAGGUUGAAAGAUAGCUGGUUGUGAUGGCAAACACUGAUAAUCCCACUGACUUGAGAGGCCGAGGCAGGAGGAUGUGAAAUUAAAGGUUAGCCUCAGCCACUUAGUGAGACCCUGUCUCAAAAUCAAAAAUAAAAAGUGCCAGGGAAUGUAGCUUAGUAGUAUAGCCCCCCUGGGUUCCAUGCCCAGAUCCCCUCCAGCGGCCAGGAGGUUGUGAUAAUGGCAGCGCCCUUCUCCAAAAAAAGAAAAGAAAAAAGAAAAAGAAAAACAGAGUCUGAGCUCCUUUCUGGCUGAGGUUCCUUUGGAAGCAAAGCAAAAUAAGGUUCAUGAUCCACCUUACUGAUCUUUGUAGGGCAGCACCAUGGCCAGCUCCCAUCCAACUGGCUAGGUCAUAGUUUCACCCAGUUUCCCCAUUGCCCCACUUCAGUGACCCCACAUCAUGUCAUGGCUCCAGAGGAUCUGGCCUUUCCAGCCAGAGCCCUUAUCUCCACCUCCACCCCCCGAAAAAACCCACAAAACCUAGAGGAGGGCGUCUCAGGUCAGUGGGCUGUGAUAUCAGUUUAAUGGCCACAAGACUUCUUAAAGUAAAUGAAAUAAAAUAUAUCAAAAUGCUUCAUAGUUAAUAAGGGUGAUGAUUAUUUAACAAAUUAUUCACUUUUAUAUUCGUAGGUUUGUGUGUGUGUGUGUGUGUGCGCGCACGCAUGCUUGCACACUUAUUGCAGUGAAAAAUGUUUCUCAUUCUGAGUUGUAAUCAGGAAAAAAAAACAUUGGUAUGGACUCAUAAUUCCUUAUCUUCAAUCCACAUUGCAAAAGCUGAAAGAGUUUUUUUAAGCUUGGCACAAAGUCAUUUGGCAGCAAAACACAACCUAUUGUGAUUUAAGGUUAUUUAUAGUCUUUCUUUAGUGUAUUUGUAUGCUCAGCUGCAGAAAGGAGUGGUACCUUUGACCCCAGUGGGCAUCUUCACCUGAUUAUUUUUCUAGAGGCAAAGAAACUUUUACUACAGGGGUUUUGCAUAAGAGGUUGUGGAUCUGCAUGAGGAGUGUAACUGUUGUUUAUUAGUUCAGCAAACAUUCAUUGAAUGCUGUGAGCUUGGCACUGUACUGGGUGUCAGAUGUAGAAGGAAGAAAAGUUAGUGUGAGAUGAACUCUUGGAGAACUCAAUCUCAAGGGCAGGGUGAACUUGGGACCACCAGAGCUGGGCUUCCACUUCCGAUUCUUCCUUUUGGUUAGCUUACCCAGGCCCACAGCUGCAGGACUUUCUCUUCACUUGGCUUCUGCAUCUCCCCUUUCCAGCUGUCCUUCAGGGCUUCACACCAGACUUCAGCUCAGUGUUGAAAAACAAACUCCCAGCUGCCUCCUCCCAUAUUCCUGUGUCCAGUGUUCCCCUCACCUGGGCUCCGCCUUCUCCUGCCUGGCGCUGUCAUCCAGUCAUUGGAAACUGUUGCUUUCCCCUGGCGGUAGCCUCCUGCCUCUCUCCUUCCCCCUCUCUCAGUGCUCUGUGCUGGUACAGGUGUUCAUUAUAUUCUCCCACACAAAACAGAUGGUCUAGAAGGGUGAUCAGGCACACAGGGGUGUUGGGGUCAUAAAGACCUGGGUUUGAGUUGUGUCUCUUCCCCAUUUUACUGAAGGAUCUUAGUUUCCCUUCUUGGAAACGGAGUUGGUGAUAAUUAGUUUGUGUAUGAGUUAAUUUAGGAAUAGAAAUGUAUCCAGGGCAUAUGAACACCAUAAGCAAUGUGAAAAAAUAAGUCACAUUCUGGGUGCAGAUAUUUAUAGGACCCAGAACUAACAGAUUAGUAUUUCAAAUCUAUUAAGAGCUUCUUUCAAACCGAUUUUAAAAAUACAUUUUUUUAAAUGGGCAAAAAAUAUGAACAGGCAAUUUCUGAAGAGGAAAUCAGAAUAUCAGUAAGUAUGUAAAAAGAUAUCUGACUUUAUUAGCAACUCGGAAAAAUCAAAUUAAAACAAUGACAUGCCCGGGGGGUAUAACUCUGUGGUACCAUGCUGGCCAGUUUGACCCUCAGCAUUUUAAAAAAACAACAACAACAAUUUACCUGUCAUAUGGCACAAAGUGUAGCCAGUAUGUCAAGCAAAGAUCAUUUGCUUGGCAUGUUGCUGGUGGGUGUGUAAACUGGCUCACACUGUGUUUUAAAGCAGUUGGCAAUAUCCAAUAAAGCAGAAGCUGUGUAUACACCGGCCACCCAGCAAUUCCAUCGCCAGGAAUAUCCUUCGCAGCAUUGUUUUUAGUGGCAAAAGCAUUAGAAAUAAAAAUGUCUCAUAAAGGGAGACUGGGUUGAUUGUAGAUAUUCAUUUAAUGAAAUGCAAUAGAGUUAUUAAAUAAAUUAAAAGCUUCAUUUGUAUCAUCAUGUAUAAUUCUUGAAAAAAAGCAAACUACAAAAGUGGCUGCCCCAGGAAGGGGCAUGGAGAAGCUUCAGUUGCAUGUAAAACGAUUUAUAUCUCAAGAAAAAAUAAGCUAUGAAUAUGAAAUGUUAACAUUGGACAGAGAUGGGUGGGUAGUUAUAUAAGUGACCCUCAUGUCAUUGCUUUUACCCUUCUAUGUCUGAAAUGCUUUAUUUCUGGAAAGCAGUUGGUGGCGUACAGUAAGUACUGCUUCUCCAUUCAGAAGGCUUCUACAAUGUCCAUUUUCCUGAAUUGAGUUCCAGUCAGCCAGUCUGGCAAUCCAGUUCACAUCAAAUCUAAAUUUCUGGUAAGGAGCUCAGGACCCUCUACUCCCUGACUCCAGCCUCCAUUCCUAGCCUUGCCCUCCCAUGCUUCCCUUGAGGAACCUUUAUAGGGUGCCAAGUCAUGCAUGGCCUGCGGGGUUUCUGUGGCUAGAAUCUCCUCCUUCCUUUCCUCUGACUAUGCAAACAUGACCCUCCCCCCCCCUUUCAGGGCCUAUUAAAAUGUUGCCCCAUUCUCCUUUCUACCCACCCACCUACUACCUAUGUACUCAGUGUUCUGUCCACCCAUUCACCUAUCCGCCCACCCACCUACCCUUCUUUCUGUCCAUCUGUCCAUCUAUUUAUUGAGCCUCUUCAAAGCUUAAGGCAUAUAUAACCUACCCUGAUUGGCCCUGCCAGAAAUAAUCACAGUUUCCACAAAAAUCCUUGUAUUGAUGUAAGUCUCCAGCAUGGAAUUGAUCACACUAGAGUUCGUUCAUUUCCUCUUGCUAGACUAAGUAUUGAAGGGCAGUUACCAUUCCAUUCAUUUUUAAUGAACUGUUCUUUCAGGAGCUCAUUAAAUAUUGGCUGAAGAAAUAAACGAGUCUCAGAUCGUGUGUCCAAAACAUUGAAAUCAAUGUUAAGAUUAGGGUUUAAUCCUCAUUCGAAAUUGAAUACUUGGUGUCUUUAGCUCCUUGAUUUUCAUAGGCGGGCCACACACUCCCUUUUGUCUCUGAUACCUGAAGGAUUCCUGAUUCGCCAUUCUGCCUCACGUUUGCUGAGAAUCCAGAUGCCCAAGCAUCAGGCAUGAUUUUGCCUCUCUAGGGACUUUGCACCUGGUUGGAGAGCGAAGGGUGUGCCACAGGAGAGUAGCAGCAUGACAGAGCAGGUAAGGUCUGAGCCAGUGAGUGACCUUGGCCUCUUGACCUGAAGUCAUCGUGGGGAGCAGCUUGGUACUUGCCUGACUGUGUUAAGACUGGUUUUGAGAGAUUCAUUCUUGUUUGAGAGGAUGUGGGUCAAAAUUAUCAUUUUAUGUCAGAUGGGUUUCUGUAAAAUCCUUUUCUCUUUUUGGCACAAGUAGAUCCUUAACAGCAUCUCUCUUAUGUGUAAGCUGAUACGCAGGUACAGAUUUGAAGAUGUCUUCUGAUACGCAGUUUUAUGAGGUGUGAGCCUGAAGUAGCUUUCUGACUUUGACACUGAAGGGGAUUUUCUUUCAAACAGGUGUGUGUCUGAGUUCUAGAGCUGCUGGCUUUCCCCGCAUCUUUUCCCCUCCAGUACACCCCUGGAGCCAUUUCCAGCACCCAGUCAUGGGUUGUCUGUUUUAACAGCUUUUCCUUGUUUGGGUCAGCUUCUUGAAAAUUUUGGGUUGGAAGGGGUCUAUAUAAUAUGAUGCCACUCUUUCCAGGACAGAGGUACUUUACCUCUGCCUUUACCUCUCUCCUGAAGCAUUUCUAGCCAGCGAGAGUCAUUGGUGAUGGCUUUUUUGUGUGAAAUGGGAUGUUCACAAACCUGUGAACAUCUAAAGGCAGCAGGUGGGUUGGGCUCGCUACAGAAGGGAUCCACAUAGUGUUCCAGGAAGACCCCAAAUCCCCUGGAAGGUUCAGUCUGCUGGCAGAUCUCAGUCUUAUGGAGCAGUGAGUUUAUUCCAACUUCCUUUGCGCUCUGGCACUGUUGGGGUAUUGCCUUCAGGAAUGUUGACCAUAUUCCUUGGGGAUCAUUGUGAGUGGCAUCUCUUAGUCUCCUGUGCAGCAAAUAAUAGCAUCCAGUUCUGGCUGGCUGCAUGUGGGGAAGGGGUGGGAAGAAUGAGCCCUGAAGGCAUAGGGAGAAUUUGGGGUCCCACGUACAGGUUGGACUGGAGACCAGGUGACUAGGAGGAGGCAGCAGGUAAAGUCCCUGUAAUGAGAUGGUAUACUGUGUCCCUGGACCCUCUAGACAUCCCGAGACCUGGCCAGUGCCUCUUAUUGGCCCAGUGAGAGCCUCAUGUUGUCCCCUCUGGAUAAAGGACAGAGCAGGAGGGUCUGGGGCUUUCCUCUUCCAGAUGUACAGGAAGAGGAAUUGCCCUGCUGGGGCUGAGGGCCAGCGAUGGGGAGCUGGUUACUAGACAGCCAUAAAAGCAGCCGGGAUCACAACUGGUGAGGAAAUCCUGACGUCACCAUGUUGAAUGUUAAGACUUUAUCAAACAUAAGCUUCAUGCCUGUUUUGGUGGCUGGGGAGGUAAAUGUGAGUUAGUAAUGGAACCAGCGUCAGCAGAGGUCCUGGCUAAUAGGGCCCAAGGAUCUCAUGCCACAGUGAGGCUGGAGCUGGCUUGAAAGGGAUGUUUCCAAGGACAAUCCAGUUCCUCCAUGACCACAGGCUCCUCCUUUCUAGGACACAGCCUCCUGUUCCUGAGCAAUUGAGAAGCACAGCAAACAUGGUUCAAGUUUAUGUCAGCAUGAGCUUCACAAUGCCAAGGGCAGGUGUGUCUGCAUUUGGGAUAUGUGGGUGUGACAGAACCUCGGAGCUGCAUGCCACCCAGCCCCUCAGUUCUGCAGCAGGUACCUUGGCUAUGGAGCCCCUCCCUCAGCUGGGCAUUUCCACUACACCCUCUUGUCACCCUGUUUCCUUCCUACUUGGGCUUCCCUCUCCACCCACCUUGCUCCUUCCUACCCUGGCCGUGCAUUCCUUCCUGGGAUCUCCAGGUAUUUGAUUCAACAACAGAGAGGUCUUCAGGAGGGGAAGGACAGUGACUUGGGUUCUAGAAAGAAUCUAGGUCCCCAGUCUUGACAGUUUAUGGACUGUGAAGUGAAUAGCAGGUGCACUGUUCACCAGCACUGUUAUUUAAAGGCCACAAUUGUAAAUACAACAGCUGAAAAGCUGCAAGUAACGGAUCCACAGCCAGUGCAGAACUGGGAGCGGGAGCUGUUGCUGGAUCACUGACGUCCACGGUGCCUGUGGAUGAAGUGCCUUUAAUCCCAUUCCAGUGUGUUACAGGAUUGGGUAAGAAGAGAGGAGGUGAGCUCUCCAGAAAGAUUAGAGUGUACGAGAGUUCAGAUCCUGAAAUGGAGUGGGGUGAGGGAGCCCAGGAGAGAGAGUGAAGAGGGGAGUUUGGGCCCAUGGGUUCUGCUUGCCCACACCCCAGCCCUAGAGAGAAGGCAGAGGUCUGUGAGAAGCCAUCUCAGCUUUUGAGAAACUAGACACUGAGCCAUUCCCAGGCAAUCCCUAAAAGGGGCUGGACUGAUCCCUGCAGGACAGCACUGGCCAGGUGGCCUCUGAGGCCUCUAUUCAGUCUUUUCAGAGGAUGCUGGUGGCAACCAUGCCACUGCCUCUAUUAACAGCAGUCCAAGACUCUGUGCCUACUUUUUAUUUGAAGUCUCCAUUCACUGAAGAGGCAGCAGAAUCUAGCAAAGAGACACUGUCAGUGGGACGCUGGAGACCUGGAUUACAUUCCGGCCUCUGCUGGGGAGUGGCUUUGUAGCUGAAGUAAGUCACUUAACCUCACAGCGAUUCUUUCUAGUUUGUACAGCUUGACUUAUUGUUAUUGAAAGCUUUCUAUUCCUGACACUUCAGACUUGUCUGGUGUUGCCUUCACGUGGGCUGGGUCUGGUAGAGUGUGUCCAGUAGGGUGUUUUCAAUGACUACAAUGGUAAACGACCAGAAGAGCACCUCAGACUUAAAGCUAACCACUGCUGCAGGCUGCUGCUUAUUAUAAACAAUGGUAAUUGUCAUUGCCUGAGCACCUACUAUGUGCCGGGCACAUCUGCAGCCAGGGCUUCAGACUGGGUCUCAUUAAUCCUUUGACUUCCAGGACAUCUGCAGUGUGAUUUUCCUGUUUCAAAUAACCGAUUUAUAUAUAAGUGACCCUUCAUGUGCCGGUGGCCAGUGCAUUCACAAGAGGCUGAAUUAGGGAUAGGAAUUAUUUUUAAAGAAAUCUUUCUCUUCUAAAAACAUCGAUUUCUGAUUCUAUUCUUCUCAUGAGGACCUGUGGGCAACUGGGAGUGUCCCCUAGGGCACCCAGAGCACCUCCCAGGGAGAAGAUGCUUAUUCUUCAACUAAGAAGCUUUGAAUUAGAGGUAGUGUAAGAAUUGUAUGGGAGCCUUGUGAAAAUGCAGACUCCUGGGCCCACUUGGAACCUGCCCGUUUGGUUCCAUGGCCACCCAGGCCUGGUCAGAAGAGAAUGAAUGAACUAGGAGCCCAGUCUAUAGGCCAGGCACACUUUCUUGGGUCCCAUAGUGGGUGAUUUCCCUCCCUGGUGUUCCCCAUCUUUAGCCAUCCCCCAUUCCCUGCUCCUGUCCAACAUUAUUUAUUCCUCAGGCUAUUUGGUAAUCCCAUCUGUAAAGUGAGGAGAACUAGCUUUCCCAGAUGGGUGAGAUUGGCAUGAGGAUUAACACAACCGUUACACACAUGCACACACCUUUUAUGUCUGACCUCUGACAAACACCUGCUUAGCACUCGGCCAGGCUUCCUAUAGGGGCCUUUGGGAACUUUGAAAGCAGGACCCUGCUACCCAGCACCUGGCCCUCAGAGCAGAGACACCCCAGGAAUACCUGCUGAAGGAGAGAAUGAACCUGACUUUUCACCAGAGAUCUGGAAACAACCCUGCUCUUGAUGACCACCAGGCAGGGAGACCAGCCAAAGGUGAGAGGAGGCAGCUGAUGCCAAUGUCUUGCUUUGGAGUCUCAGAGGUUGGGCUUAGCCCAGUUAUAGACAGACAGAAGAGAGCUUUCUGUGGAUGGCAUUAUUCAACAGAUGCCCAGAGCUCUUUCCCAGGAGGAAGCUGGGUUUUCUUAGGAGCUGACCAGUUGCAAAUGUGUAGGAAGACAAAAGAUGUUCGAGUCCCCCAUCCAUUGUGUGCAUAACCUGUCCCUUUGCUCCCAACUGGCAGCAGUCCCAGACUGACACAGAAGAGAACCCAGAACCUUUUCUGAGUCUUGGGAAAUAGCUGAAGUGUUCUGGCAAGUGCCUCUUUGUAGAAAGGAAAAAAUAGAUCCCACACGUUAACUCUGAAAGCUGGUGAAGCCUGGUAACUUACUUCAAACAGACUUGAACUGAAUAAGGAACAUGCCAGGCUAGUGGGUGGAGCUCUAAAUUUACACCUUAAUCUCAUCAUUAAGAGCGGAUAAGAUGUUUCAUUAGCGAUAGGUGCUAUGUAAAUAUGAAGCACUUUCUGAAUAAAUAUUUUCCUUUUUUCCCCUUCCAAAAUUAGGAUAUAGUCUACAGAAAAUACUGCAAUUCUUAGACACAGGAGAGCUUUAUUUUGAGAGUUUAUUUUAAAAUGGCAAUAUAAAUCAUCUAAAUUCUGGAUCCAGCCUGGAAGCCACAUACAAUACAGUAGCUCCUACAUGUGCACAAGAAAGGCAAUCUCAAUGGAGGCAUCAUGGCAAUGGCCCUGUGCUUCCUCAGAGUGUCCACAGCUGGUGCUCAGAACAGAUCUCCAACUCUCUUGGUUUGGCAAAUAUUGAUGGUCAAAGUCAUAGUCUAAUGAGGUCACCAAGCACUGUUUGUGGAUGAACAGUACCAUGGGAAGUCAGAUCUGGAAGGUACCAGGCAAUCACUCUGGGCAACCUAGUGUGUAUUUAUGUAAUCUGAAGCUUAGAGGGGAGAUGGAACAGAGACAGGGCUGGAAGCAGGACCAAGGGACCCCAUUGAGGAUCCCUUUCUCUCUGGAUUCCUUAAUCAUUUUUCUUUUGGUGGUAUUUAUCAGAAAAAUGGUAUGAAGGGAAUUAAAAAAUGUAAUCUCCCUAUCUCCAGGGCUUUAUUUAUUUAUUUAUGCAUUCUCUUAAAAAAUUUAAAAUAUAUGUAGUUCUAAUCAUAGUGAGCAUACUCUUCUGUGUUCUCCUUCUUAAUUAAUAUAAUCAAAUCACUUCCUGCCAUGGUUGGUUGCAUGCUUUUCAGGAUCACUGUUAUGACAGCUCAUCAGAGCUCUCCUUGCUAACAAGCACCGCCUUCUUGUGGACAUUUAGGUCGCUUUCACAUUUGUUGCUUUUACAUAUAAUGCUGGAACGAACACCUCAAUGCACUUGAGUUUUUUCUCAUUGAACUAGCAGCUUAUCCUCUCUUCACCAAACCAUUCCCAAGAGAAACCCCGCCAACCCCACCCAGCCCAGGUGGAGUUUGGCUUUCUGGCUGACAGGUGGAUAGGGAAGCUUGCCACUGAGGCUAGGGAUGAAUAGCCCAGUGGGGAGUGUAGAGAAAGUAAUUAAAGCCUGAUUCCAAAUAUAGGUGUCAGGGCCUGUCGCAUCCCACAGAGGACAUCCGCAUGAGGGCGCAGUGAUGACUUCUUGGGGCAGGUGGCUCCCUGCUGGCCUUUAGGCUCUGCCACCCCAGAGCCUUCAGGAGAGUGGAAGAAUGGUCUGGCAAGCCAGCUCACAGGAAGCUAAGGGGACAGGGCACUCCCUCGAUCCUGCACUCACAGUCCUUGAGCUACAAGUGGGCAGUGGGUGGCUGUGCUCAUCCUCGGGCGCUGUGCUGGAUGAGGACAACUGCACAGCUGCAGAGCACACAGGAUACUGAGAAGGAGAUCUUGAGAGGUAUUAUUCUGUAGACACAGCCCCCAAGUUCAGAGGAGUCUCAAAGGACCAGAGUCCCCACGGCAGGAGGGUUCUUAGCAGGUCAGGUCCUGCCCAUUGCUGUAGAAAUGGCUGGCAGAGGCAGCAGGACAGCGGCGAGCCUCAGCCAGGGCAGCAGGACAGACACUCCCUCCGCCCAGGCUGGCUUGCUUGCAUUGUAGAACGCUGCAAAUGCCCACUUUGAGUAUGGAAGUGUGGACGCCGGAGGCCUCUGCUAGGACUCCAUGUGCUGGCUCUUUAGCUCCUCUUCAGUCCUUGAACACAGGUGUCAGAGUGGCCACGGUGCACAGUCCCCUGUCCCCUACUCAAGAAGAUGGUGAAAGGAAAGCCACAGGAUCCUUGUGUCCCAGACCAGAGCAGCGAGGAAGCAGAGGGCUGGCUUUGGGACGCUUUUGGAACACAGAACCUGUCCUUUACCUUCUCUAGGAGGCAGACUGACACCUCCCAAUUCCAGCUCAGAUUUUAAGAUUUACCAGCCAUCCUACCCAAGCCCCUUCUGACCUUGACUGGUCCUUGCUCUUGCAUCUGUAAUGGGGUACAGAGUGACCACAUACUAUCUCAGUGCCAUGCAGACUUUGCAGAAUAUUCCAGGCCACAGUUAUUAACAGGACCUUCUGGAGUGGAAUUGGGCUUUGUACAUGCAGGACAGGUGGUUUGCCCACCAUUUCUUGCCUCAGAGCUGAAGUCGUCUCCUGGAAUUUCCCAUACACAGGUCCCUUAUCCUGUUGGCAAGACCGGAAGUGCUCCAGACUUGCUUCUGGUGCCCUCUGCCUGUGUUCCCUUCCAGGCCCAGCAGAGAGGCCAGGCAGAGGCAGCCCCCAGUGGGAACAGCACCGUGAACAGCCAUCACCUCUGCCCACUUGGCAUCCAGUUCCUCCCCAGGGGGCAAGAACGAUUUGCUUUUGUUACCUUUGAUAGAUGACAGGGCAGCAUCCUAAGUGACCCUGGGGGAAGCAGUGGAAUGUCCAGAGCUUCCUGAUGACUUUUGCAGAGUAAACCCCUCCUUAUUGGUACACCCCGAAUCUUCCCUCUCUCCACUGCACCCACAGAGAUGAUUCUUGAGUAUAACUCCUUUAAUUGUAAGUUUCUCUAACAGCUUGAUGGCCAGAACGUGGAGUAGGGAGAAUCCUGGCUAAGGCACAUUACCUCCAAGAACUUGUCUGAACCUGCCAGCGUGGGAAUUUCCCGACAGGCAACAGCCCUAGGAGAGGAAGCAAGGCAGAUGCAUUUAAUUUCUCGAUUAAAAUGAAUUAAAUGGCCACAUUUUGAUGUGUGAUCAAAUCAUAUUUGAAAUAUGCUAGGCCAAAUAUAUUUGUGAUGAACUGCUGUGCAGAUAAUGGAAAUCAUUUCAAUAAAAUUCUCAUCUAUGCUAACACCUUAAUCAAGGGAUAACCUAUUUGACAUUGGAUCACAGAUAACUGUGUAAUUCUGCCCCUGCAGGAAUAGAUUUAUUCCAUUUGAGUGAUUAAUGCAUUAGGAAGCCGAGGUCAUGCUAAAGUUAAAAUCUGUCUUCUAAAUUUCUCUGACAUCUUCCGGUUUUCAGUGGGAGCAUGAUUUUAAUGCUAUUCUUAAUAAUCUGUAUUUUUCUCAAAAUCUGGACUUACUUUCAUCAACACUGUGCUGUUUUGAGGCAGGAAUCCCAGGAAGUGUGUGGGGGAGUGCGCUGCCUUUGCUGUUCCCUAGAAGAGUGACAGUUUGCUGUUGCCUGAAGUUUGUGGUUCUGACCCAGCUUCGUCCCAGACGACUAGGUGCUGCUCACUUCUUCAUGGUUCACUACUGUUUCUGUGUCCCACAUGUUUUUUAUUGUGUUUUUCUACCUACCUUAUUCUGUGACCCUCAGUGUCCUUCUGUGUAAAGGGAAGUGAUCAUACCCAUUUUCCUUUCCAGAGAAGUUGGUAACUCAAAUGGAUAGACAGUAUGCGGAGCAGCCUGUGUGAACUGCAGACUGUGACUCCAGACACAGUCACUCUGGUGUCAUUGUGUUCCAACAAGCUUGUACCCUUUUUGUAGGCAGGGGCUGUCUGCUGCAAACCCUGGAUAAUUUCGUGGCAUGAGCCAGUGCUCAGCAGAGACUUCCUUGUCAACCCGCUGGACAGAGUGGGUUGUAGAGAUGUAUCUGAAGACCAGUUGGGGGAGGGGGGUGCCCAGCCUAUCACCAUGAUGAGCUGGACAGUCUCCAAGCAGUGGCAAGAGUUGACUUUACCUUUCGCAAGUCUUCAUUAUUACAUUGUGCUGUUCUGAGAAAAAUAAAUAGAUAAGUAGUUAAAUUGCUAAAAUGAGCCUGAUCAUCACAUCACAGAAUUGGAGAAGAUAACCUCUUGAUAUGUAAUCUCUUUUCUCUCCUUCCUCACUCUCCUAAAAUCUGUCCUUUCCUACUAAGAGACAAAUCCCUCCUUGUCUGGGCUGUAGCUUGGACACAUUGUAUGAGAGUGCUCUCUUGUUGGUUUGCUUGUAAGCUAUCUGAUGGUGAGUACUCCAUGACUGGAGAGGCUCAGGCAAAAAAAACAAGAAGUACACAAUUAAAAUAUUCAAUUAAAAAAAGCAAGUGGCCGGGCAUGGUGGUGCAUGCCUAUAAUCCCAGUGGCUUGGGAGGCUGAGGCAGGAGGAUCACAAGUUCAAAGCCAGCCUCAGCAAGAGUGAGGUGCUAAGCAACUCAGUGAGACCCUGUCUCUAAAUAAAAUACAAAAUAGGGCUGGGGGUGUGGCUCAGUGCUUGUGCGCCUGAGUUCAAUCCCUGGAACCCUCCCCCAACAAAAAAGCAACUGGGCAUUUUUUGCCUUUUGAUGGUGGGCAGAGGUGGUCUCUGCAAACAGUUUAGAGUAUCGCCCACUUGUGGAGGAUGCUGGUAUCCAACAGACACUCUUGUCCAGGGAUAUUUGGGGGACCUUUUGUAAUAAUUCAUUUUUUGCCUUUACUUAUUUAUUUUCUACAAUUAUCUGGCCUUUGUAACAAAAUUCCAAGAAAUGGAAAAGUAAAUCUAUAUAUUCUCUCCUUUCUUCCAUGCCCCUGUUCCUGGCUCCAGCAGCUCCACUUUCCAGAAGUGAAAGCUACUAGCAAUUGGUGUGGUCCAGACUUCUAAGCUAUUUUAUGUGGUCACUUAAUCAGUCUCACAUACAGAUACACAGAUUUAGUGUGACCACAGUGUGAUGGUAGGGGACAGUGUCCCCUUUCUCUCCACUGUUCUUGGCAUGCCAAGACCCUCCUGUGGAUUCUCAAGGCCAGCUGUGAGGCCCUGGAGACCAGCCUUCCUGACCCUGGGGUCAGCCUCCGUGAAUCGCUCCAGAGUCCUGUGGCCCCAGGAAGGCAGUCAGGAUACCCCACCGCACCCCGAGGAGCCUCAGUGCACUUUUUGCCACACAUCAUCCCUCCCUCAGAACUUGAAGGUUCUAUACCCCAAGGUUUCUGGCCCCAAGAAGCAGCCUUCCCUCCCCCAGGGCCAACAGCGGGUAGGAUCCUGUGCAGGGACGGGCAGAGCCAGCCUGAAUGUGGGUCUGCAUCCUGGAGACAGUUUUCUAAGCUGUGUCGCCUUGGCCCAGUGACCGGCACUCUCUGGCCCUCAUUUUCUCAUCUGUAAAAUAGUGAUGCCAUCCCUAGGCUCCCGGUGCUGACACGCUAACAACGCCAGUCAAGUCCCCAGCAAUGUGGUGGGAACUCCACAAGUGUCCAUUCUCCUUUCCCUCUGGAACCCUCCUCUACUUUAUCCUGCCAGAUGAAAUUUUAAAUAUAGGUCUGUCUUCCCAGUCGACUCAAUGAGACUCCAUAAAUCCUCGAGUGAGGUACCAGGAGGGCUGGCAGUGGUUCCUGAGAGCGCACUCAGCACGUGCAGGCUGGUUUGGUACUACUGCACAUCUGCCCACCCAGGCCAGCGCAGGGCCCGGCCAGGUGAACGCUGAAGGCUGCUUCCUGCCAUAGCUCUCUCCCUGUCAUCCCCUGGGGUCCCUGUUCUGAGGAGCACGUGAGGGGUCCCCCUCCUACAGCGGCAGCGGCAGACUGCACUCGCGCUGACACAGAUUGGAGCGGUUGCCAUGGGGACGGAGUCUGUAACCAGAUGCAUCCUUGGAGCUAUGAGGUAGAAUGGGGCUUCUCCCCAGAGAGAUGGGGGUUCUGUUUUAUAGAGAGGCUCAGAGGAAAGAGCCACAGGCUCCUUCUGUGGCUGUUCCUUGACUCCCGAGGUGCUCUCCUGGAGAUUGAUGGUCUGUGCCUGUGGGUCCUGCCUGGUGCACCUAGAGUGCUGGGUCCUCACCCACCCCCAGAGCUGCCGAUUUCCCCAGGCUGUCCCAGGCUACAGUGUGGAUGGAGAGGGACUAUUCAUGCAGGUCCCCUGUCCCAACACUUGGAGUCAUGCAUAAGGGAGGUGGCCUUACUGGGAUCUCCCGUGUGCUGGGCCUCCAAGCUCGGGACCAUGUCUGACCCUUGUGGCACGCCCAGGAGGAGCCAUGAGUCCUGUGCUUCCUGGGUGGUAAAGCAACUUGCCCAAGGCCACCAGGGGAGGAGACGUGCUGAGGCCAGCUGGUGCAGUGGUGCAGCUGGAGACAGCUCUGCACACACAGGACAGAUGAGGGGAUCAGACUGUAUUGUAAAGGCCUGGACCUGCCGGCCACCUCAUGAGAGUUCCAGCAGGGAUGGGCAGCUUCCGCCUCCCUCUGCCCCCCACCAGCGCCCCAGCUUCCAGGCAUGGGGCCAUGGGAUGCUCCAGUGGCUCGAGCUUCGUCCAGGAGCAGCCCGUUGCCUCCUCAUUGGGCCUGGCGUGCAGCCUGCUGUCGGUCUCUCUGUGGGCACAGACCCUGAGUUCCAUGGGCUCCCCCGCUUCAGAGCUCAUCCCACAUCGCAUCUCUGCUGUCUCUCCUCCAGCCUGGGAUUGGCAUGGCUCUGGUGUGGAUCACACGGUCAGAGAAUAUUUGUUGAUGGAGUGAAGAUCUCCUCUGUUAGACAUGCUCUUGAGGACAGGACCUGGGAUUCAAUAAUCACCUCCGUUUCUUUCUCCAUCCCCCACACCCGGCAGAGUGCCUGGUACAUGGCCAGAGCCCAGGUGGUGAUUGAUUAGAUAAAUGGAUAAAUGAAUGAAUCAUGAGCCUGAAGUCUCCAUGAGCUCAGAGUAGGGCAGGGCAGUACUGCAGGGUACAUCUUUUUUU